AUGAGUGAAGAGGGACACAAAGGUUCCAGCCAGCCAGCUGAGGCCAAACCAGAUAACUCCUGCUCGCAUGAUUGGUUCAUCAUUAGCCAGAUGUUCUCAGAGCUGUUCAGUUUGAUGACCAAUGCACAGAUUGUCACAGAUGAACAUUUCAGGAUGUUGAAAACCAUGGAGUUACAGGAAUUGCUUCCUGUCACCUCUGGAGGUGAUGUCACACAUGGGCAGAGUGAUUUUAAAGUAACAGUUAUCAACCACUUCCUAUCCAAACGUGGGAGUGCUCUCUUAGACGCUUGCCUCUCCAGGUUCCAGAGCUACGAGGCAUACCCAAAAGACAAAUACCAUGAGGACAAGAACCUCUUGGACUUCCUUAACCUUGGCAAUGAGAACAAGCUCUGCCUUGAUCUGAUGACUGAAAGGUUGUGUCAGAGUGACAUGAACUCCAUCGAGGAGAACCAGCUACAGUACCCCGAGGACAGAGGCCAACUGUUCCUUCAGGAAGAAGUGGCUGGGUUCCUCACCUACUACUGCAAGGCACCUUCUCGCCUAGAUCCAGAAAAUGUGGUUGUCCUCAAUGGCUGCUCCUCUGUCUUCUCUGCACUUGCCAUUUUUCUGAGUGAUCCGGGGGCGGCCUUUCUAGUCCCAGUUCCCUUCUGUGGUGGCUUCGCCUUUAGUCUGUUUGCAAAAGUUGAGUUGAUGAUUCCUGUCUUCCUGGAGAGCAAGUUCAUUUCUGAAAAGGCCCAUGUUCUCCAGAUCACUGUAGAGAAGUUGGAGGUGGUCUUGCUUGAAGCUAGGGUUAAGGGAAAAACCAUCAGCGGUCUUGUACUAACCAACCCUCAGAAUUCUCUGGGUGGUGAAUUGAUGGAAUACUUGUCCUUUGCCAAGAGGCAUAGCCUCCACGUGAUCAUAGAUGAGAGUUGCAUGCUGUCCGUGUUCGGUGAAGACAUCACAUUCCGCAGUGUUCUGAGCCUAACAAGUUGGCCUGACUCUAAAAGGACCCAUGUGAUCUGGGAUGCCAGUUUGGAUUUCGGCAUCGCCAGCUUCUGUCUUGGUGCUUUGUACACCCACAAUAGUCUUGUGGCCUCUGCCAUGUGCUCCUUUGGCUGCCUCCAUGGUGUCUCUGGCAUCACGCAGUACAAGCUAGGCCGAUUGCUCCAGGACAGAGGAUGGAUUGAUGAGGUGUACCUGCCCACUAACCACUCCCGGCUGCGGGAAGCUCACAAGUAUGUCACUAGCAAGCUAGAGGCGCUGGAGAUCCCAUUUCUCCCUUGUAGCUCUGGCCUCUCUGUGUGGAUCAACCUGAAAGAUUACCUUUACUACGACCUGGCUACAUUUGAAGAAGACCUGCUCCUCUAUCACCACUUCCUGUAAAGCAAGCUGAUAUUAUCCCAUGGCAAAUUCUUCAGGUGUGAGAAACCUGGCUGGUUCCACCUUGUCUUUGCAGAAAAACACAAUCAACUCAAAAAGGCUAUGAGUCAGUUUCUUCAGGUGCUACAGGAGCAGACACAGGAUUGCUUAGAGAGACUACUGGAGGAUGCCCUGAGGGAAUAG
Molecule: messenger RNA, 1545 nt
Organism: Dipodomys ordii (Ord's kangaroo rat)
Lineage: Eukaryota; Metazoa; Chordata; Mammalia; Rodentia; Heteromyidae
Product: probable inactive 1-aminocyclopropane-1-carboxylate synthase-like protein 2
Biological process (GO): biosynthetic process; amino acid metabolic process
Molecular function (GO): transaminase activity; pyridoxal phosphate binding
Source: RefSeq, a predicted model, not a curated record